AUGAAGAAUAGAAUUAGAAAGCAAGAAGAGCUGCAUACAUAUUCAGCAUUGAGUGAAAUUAUGCUGAGGUUAAAAAAGAAAGGAUAUAUAGACAAGCUUCAGCAAAUCUUCCUAGCAAUAUACCAAAAUGAAAAAUCAGAGGACAAUCUUUAUUCUGAAAAACUCAAAGAAGGAAUAAAACUAAUAGUUAAUGGCUUAUUGGAAGAAAUUUUCAAAGAAAAUAUCCCUGAAAACUUCUCAGCUCCUUCAACUCCUGUUUUUGAACCUUCAAGAACCCCAGUCCAGUUAAAAGUUCCUAGCAGCUUAUCAAGAAAUUCUCCUUCCUCACAUGGCUCAAGCCAAAUGAAAGCAUCUGUUUCCCAAAAGCAAUCUAUUUAUAUACGUAGUUUUAUUAAUUAGGUUUUUGCUCUAUAAUAGUUAAUUUACUUGCAUAAUAAGCAAUAUUCAUAAUAAUAAAAAAAUACUUUGCUUUUGAGAAAUGAAAAUGAACUUGCGAGUUUUUCAGAAUUCAAUACAAUUGCCGGUCCAUCGACUUUUGGAAAAGCAAAACGAGAAAUAAGCCUGGAAAAGAGAAAUAACUCACCUGGGCCGGCUGCGCAUAUAUGCAUUAAAAUGAUAUGGCCAGCCAGCCAACCUCAUAGCAUCUGUAGGUGUGAAAGCCCAGGGAUCUUAUGAAAUGGAGGAUUUCGCUGGGUAGCGUGUAUUAGAUCAGGCUUACUUAGCUUGUUGGAGUGCAAUGCAGACUACGCCAACUUCACCUCAUUCAGAUUGUGGUUUUUACCUUUGGAAAAGAUGGAUGAUCGGUGCUUGAAAGGAAAUGCUUUGUAAAAGCCCUUGGGCCAAUCGGCUAUUUUUUAAUGCGAUAUGGGAGUCGCGCCGAGGGCACAAGUUCCAUCUUGCCGAGAAAUUCGAAAAAUCGAAUCUUGUUGAAGGGCAACUAUAGUCAGGCACACGGCACAGUGACCCAUACUGUUGCACUCUAGCUCAUGUGUGAGCCCAUUUCUGGAGUAGCAUAGCUUAGAGGCAGUCAUGAAGCUAGCCGAAGAUAAAAACCUCUUGAAGUAUAACAAUUAGUUUCUCAAUAAUUUUAACUAAGAACUAAGGAUGGCUGCAUAUAUAG
Molecule: messenger RNA, 1120 nt
Organism: Blepharisma stoltei
Lineage: Eukaryota; Ciliophora; Heterotrichea; Heterotrichida; Blepharismidae
Source: the annotation of a GenBank genome assembly